AUGAACAAUAAUAAACUCGAGAAGCACCUCCUAAGCCGAUGCUACUCGUCGGAGGCCAAAGUGCUAGAAGUUCUCUCCUCCAGAUACUCCAUAAGUGGAGAUCAGAAACCGAGCCUCAUCCUUACACCAACAGGCUCUACCUCAUCAGAGAGAGCGCCAUCUACAUCACUACUCCAUACAAAGAGCACGGACAAAGUGACCAAACCAGCUUCUAAAACUGUGAGCACUAGACUUGAAUUGAAGAAAUAUAUAUCUACCACCCUCAACAAGCAACGUAAGCUUAUCAAGAUGAUCAACCAAAGCAAGCGUACAUCAUCGCCUAGCACAGCAUUUAUAACCAAGAAGCUUUCGCAGUACGAGAUACCGAAGUUCGAAGAGUUUACCGGGCUAAACAGUCUAUGGCAGGAGUACAUGAACAAUCUUCUAUUCCCGGCCUCAUCGCAUCAGCAGCACCAGCUUAAACUACCAUCGUUGGCCAUGUUGUUGCCCAAGCUAACCAGUGCAGACUACACUGGGUGCUUGUUGACAGUCUUACAGGCCAAGAACACACAGUUGGUGGGAAUGAGAGGUAUUGUGGUGUGGGACACACAGUAUCUGUUCAUACUAUGCAUUCCAAGGGACCAGGAUUCUAAAGAAUACACUGAAUCCGUGGAGAACUUGACAGAACUUACGGCAUCUACACGGGUAGGAGGGUUAAAGGCUAUACCGAAAAAGGGUUGUAUAUUUGGAUUCGAUGUGAUUACAGACGAAUCGAAAGACGAAUGCUUGUCAUUCAACAUUAUAGGCUCUAGAUUUGAAUUCAGGAAUGUCGACAGAUCGUCCAAGAAAUUCAAAAACCACAACGUGAACGACUUGUUGUAG
Molecule: messenger RNA, 861 nt
Organism: Dujonia railenensis
Lineage: Eukaryota; Fungi; Ascomycota; Pichiomycetes; Serinales; Debaryomycetaceae
Source: the annotation of a GenBank genome assembly